AUGUCGCCCAUUUAUGCUAGUUCCACUAUGGACACUGAUCCUUUAGACGCCAGUCAACCCGUCGUCACUUCCACCACUCCUGCUACUGCCACUACAUCUGCUGGCUCUGGAGCUCCCAGUUCAUCAUCACCAUCGUCUUCUUCGACUGUAUCAUCUUCAGUUUCGUCUUCGUCGUCUUCAUCAAGUACAUCUUCAUGGGACUCUGUCGACCCUAAAGACCAGCUUGCUCCUUUACAACCAACCAUAGUCGCAGCUUCCGCUUCAACCAUUCCCACCACCACUUCUAACAAGCGUCCUCAGUCGCUGCAACUUCCUCUUCAACCCAAUAAGCGUCACAGCCAUCGCGGUCGCUCAAGGUCGCUACCCAACCUGCUCUACGAAUCUAACAAGGUUCAUAAACGCAAAGAUAGCUCGCUUCCUACCGACUGUACCAUCGGCUCAAGACGAUCCAGAAAGAAGCUGACUUUCAAUCAAUCCCAAGUCGUGGCUCAACAAAAACUACAUAUUCAUUCUCAUCAAAGCAUAUCUACACCAAAUCUCACCACAGCCGUUGGUUCUUCCAUCGGUCCUAUCUCCACCUCCACCUCUAACACAUCAUCAAUAUCAUUACCCACUUCGUCAUCUCCAUCGCCUGAUAUGUCGUCUAGUUCAUCUCCCGCCAAGCAUAAUACCACGACCCCAUGGGUUCAACCUCCACCAGUCAAUUCGGUAUCACUAAGAGAAAUCGAUUUACAGGAAAUCUUCAAGAACCCCCAGCUUCGUCAUGAUAUUGUGUUCGAUCCUCAGCUGCAGUUCCGUCCUAAUCUGGAUGGCGAGCGUGGAAAGCGUAAGAAGAUGAUGGCUGAAAAGUACUGGGAUUCCAUUGUUCUCGACUGUCAGGAUCUUGUUUCUGGCAAGUCGGACAGCUCUCCUAAACUUGUUCUGUUAUUCAGCACUUUACGAGAAAUCCUGUUAUCACUACUUCCUGUUCAUAAUCGAUCAUAUGUCGACUCGGUACUGGAUCCUGAUCUUCUUAUUCAACAAGUUCGUCAUAGUGCCUUGGAUUUCCUUGGUCUUGCCAAGUGGCUGUCGUCUGUUUUCAAGGCCCAUUGUGCUCCUAUGAGAGACUCUUGGGUCGACCAAAUGGUUUCUCGCAUCGAAUUAGGCAUUUCUACCAAGUCUCCUAAACGCUUGGUAGAAGGUCUUAGAAUGGUGUUUGCUAUUUUAGAAGCCAUGAAACUCGACGUUGCCAACCAUCAAAUCCGCACUUUACGACCAAUGUUAGUGGAAUCGGCUAUUGAGUUCGAACAGGAAUACUACAACCAAAUCACUGCAAAGGGCAAGAUUGAUUUCACUGAUAGUCUUGUCUGGUACAAGUCUGCACAUGCCAAGUUCCAGACUGCUCAGGCUUCCAGUGCUGCCAUGGCUCAAGUGUCUAGCACUUUGGCCGAUGCCAAUCGUGGUGCCUUUGUCUAUGGCUUCCUUAAGCUGCUGUCUUGUGCUUCAGAUGAUAUGGUCAGCGAGUUCCCAUCGACUUUUGGCUUUGAUUUGUACAGAUUGGCUGGUUUUAGAGCCGAAGUGCGAAAAGUCGUGUGUAUUCAUUUGGCUAUCAGUUUAUAUCAACAAGUCAUGUCGGCCGAGAUUGCCAGCUUAAAGUCGCCCGAGGCUCGACAGCUGUCUGCUCAAGCCCUUUCUCCUCAAGCUAUUAACAAACUCAAACAGGAUAUUAUCGCCAUUAUUAGCGACUCUUCCGGCAAUGCCAAGUGGACUAAGAACACCCAGUCUUUGUCCUUGGAGUUUGCUAAGCGCAUUGAAGAGACUGUCCACAAGAAGAAUGUCACUGUUCCUUGUCAACGUCUUGUCAGUCUGUGUUCUGGCUGGCUGUCUAAACAUCUUCAACCUCGUUCUGAAGUUUAUAAACUGUUGGAGAACAAGACCAUGACUAAUCUGUUCAGUGGUAUCUGCAGUGGUUUGUGUGCCAUUAGCGGUCUUGACAGCACUGUCAUCAGUAAUGGUCUUGCUGGUAACCCCAUUCCCGAGGGUCCUGUUUCUAAAGAGACUAUUUCUCUUGCCGACAGAAUCCUUGUCUUGGUCAAGUUCCACUGGGGUGUUUUCGGCAAGUACUACUCAGCCUACCUCGCUCUUAGCGAGGAGAAGGAGCUUUCUGCCGCCACUGCCUCUGCACUAUUACUCAGUGGAACAUCUUCGAACAGUAACGACGACGGCCUCGACGAUUCGGUUGAAAUGGUCACGCGAACCGACGCCAAUUCUGACGCUGUUCAGACUAUCAGCAGCAGCAGAAUGAGACAACCAUCCACCUGUUAA
This is a messenger RNA of Sugiyamaella lignohabitans, 2304 nucleotides long. RefSeq names its product Sok1p (gene SOK1). Bases 1 to 2304 code for a protein of 767 amino acids. The transcript has a single exon. NCBI's taxonomy places the organism in Eukaryota, Fungi, Ascomycota, Dipodascomycetes, Dipodascales, Trichomonascaceae. The record is from RefSeq and is a predicted model, not a curated record.